UCGUCCACUCGUGCUCUCCCGCGCGGCGUAGUGGUAGUGACGUAACAGUCGCGCACGGACCUUCGCUGCGGCUCUGCGGACAGACUUCCCUUCGCCGCGGCGCGAGCUCCUGGCGUUGCGGUACAGCGGCGCGCGGACAGCCUUCCGCAGUAGGGUUCCGGCCCUCUGGCGCCUGGCAGCCGCCCGCUCCCUUCACCCAGAGCCAUGGCGGCAGCGGGUGGGCCGGAAGCUACUGGACGCUGCCCCCUUCUCAGCCUUCUUUUGCUUCUGCUCCUCGCCGGCCCUGCUCUCGGCUGGAAAGACCCUGACAGGAUAUUGUUGCGGGACGUCAAAGCUCUUACCCUCCACCAUGACCGCUAUACCACCUCUCGCAGGCUGGAUCCAAUCCCGCAACUGAAAUGUGUUGGAGGCACAGCUGGAUGUGAUUCUUAUACCCCAAAAGUCAUACAGUGUCAGAACAAAGGUUGGGAUGGGUAUGAUGUACAGUGGGAAUGUAAGACUGAUUUAGAUAUUGCAUAUAAAUUUGGAAAAACUGUGGUGAGCUGUGAAGGCUAUGAAUCCUCUGAAGACCAGUAUGUACUAAGAGGUUCCUGUGGCUUGGAGUAUAACUUAGAUUACACAGAACUUGGCCUGAAGAAAUUGAGAGAGUCUGGAAAAAAACAUGGCUUUAGCUCUUUCUCUGAUUAUUACAACAAACUGUACUCCCCGGACUCUAGUGGCAUCAGUGGAUUGAUUACCAUCGUAGUACUACUUGCUAUUGCUUUUGGAGUUUAUAAAGUGUUCCUUAGUGAUGGUCAGGAUUCUCCUCCGCCAUAUUCUGAGUAUCCUCCAAAUUCCCAUCGUUACCAGAGAUUCACCAACUCAGCAGGACCCCCUCCUGCAGGCUUUAAGUCGGAAUUCACAGGACCGCAUGGUGCAGCUUCUGGUUUCGGCAGUGCUUUCACAGGACAGCAAGGAUAUGACAAUUCAGGACCAGGGUUCUGGACUGGCUUGGGAACUGGAGGAAUAUUAGGAUAUUUGUUUGGCAGCAAUAGAGCAGCAACACCCUUCUCAGACUCGUGGUACUACCCGUCUCCUUCGUACUCCAGCACAUGGAACAGCCGUGCGUACUCACCCCUUCGUGGAGCCUCAGGGAGCUAUUCGGCAUAUUCAAGCUCAGAGACAAGAACCAGAACAGCAUCAGGAUAUGGUGGUACCAGAAGACGAUAAGAGAGUAGAAAGUUGAAGUCAAACACUGGAUGCAAAAUCUCUGAUUUUUCAUCACUUUCUUAGGGAAAAAAAAGCGCUACCUGCUAACGACUGGGGAAGGGGAAGAUGUAAAAGUUGUGUGGGUUUUGGUCCUGUAUUGCUUUUUUGUGCUCUAUUACUUGAGAUUAACAGUUGAUAUAUGAGAAAAUGCUUCUGUAGAGAAUUGUAUGUUAGUGUAACAUGCAGUUAUGUUUUACAGUUUCUGAAAGUGAUGAUGACUGUGGAAAGCUGAAAAAUGUAUUGAUUUUUUUAAACCUGUGACAUCAUUAAGAGUGAAGGCUAAAUUUAUGACCAUUAGACACUGAGUACAGAAAAUGUCAGUCUUACAUGAUUUUAGUUAGAGUCAUUACCUUAUAAAAAUGAUAAUCUAUUUGACAUUUGCUGUGUGGUGUUUACUGUUCUUCAAACAUUAAACCAAGCUUCCGACUACCAGUUAUACUUAUCUGUAUGUUCUGAUCACUUUUGAGCUCAGGAGCUUUGAAUCCUUCUGUGGUAGUGGGCUUCAAUUAAGUAAGAAUGACCUUUUUUGGGAAAAAGUAGAGAAUAAGCAUCUAGAAGGUUGUUGCGAAUGAUAGUGCUGACAAAGAUGGCUUGAAACCUCCAUAUUCAUUUCUUAAGAAGUAAUGUUUAAAUGCCUCAGCAAAGGUUUUUACUAGCAAAAGCAUGCAGUUCUCUGUGGGAUCUCCAGUGUUGUUGUAGCAAUCUGUUUCUAUCUUACAUUAAAAUGACGAGAAAAAUAAAAACAAAGAAGAGGU
Messenger RNA from Mustela erminea (ermine), 2003 nucleotides. RefSeq names its product store-operated calcium entry associated regulatory factor (gene SARAF). The transcript has 6 exons. Gene Ontology annotation, biological process: regulation of store-operated calcium entry. Lineage: Eukaryota; Metazoa; Chordata; Mammalia; Carnivora; Mustelidae. The coding region runs from base 205 to 1209 and encodes 334 amino acids. Gene Ontology annotation, cellular component: endoplasmic reticulum membrane. The record is from RefSeq and is a predicted model, not a curated record.